GGGAGGAGCUGCCACGUCCGAACCCGGGAGCCGCCGCCGCCGCUGCCGCCGCCAUGGUGUCAGUCAUUAACACUGUGGAUACCUCCCAUGAGGACAUGAUUCAUGAUGCCCAGAUGGACUAUUAUGGCACCCGUUUGGCCACCUGCUCGUCAGAUAGAUCUGUCAAAAUCUUUGAUGUGCGGAAUGGGGGUCAGAUUCUCAUUGCUGACCUGAGGGGUCAUGAAGGCCCCGUGUGGCAAGUGGCCUGGGCUCAUCCUAUGUAUGGAAACAUCUUAGCCUCCUGCUCCUAUGACCGGAAAGUCAUCAUCUGGAAAGAAGAAAAUGGCACGUGGGAAAAAACAUAUGAGUACACGGGACAUGACUCUUCAGUGAACUCGGUGUGCUGGGCCCCCCACGACUACGGGCUCCUUCUUGCCUGUGGCAGCUCUGACGGGGCCAUCUCCCUGCUGAGCUACGGUGGCGAGGGGCAGUGGGAGGUGAAGAAGAUCAACAAUGCCCACACCAUUGGCUGCAAUGCUGUGAGCUGGGCUCCUGCCGUCGUACCCGGGAGCCUGGUAGACCAGCCAUCUGGACAGAAGCCAAACUACAUCAAGAAGUUUGCCUCGGGCGGCUGUGACAACCUGAUCAAGCUGUGGAAGGAGGAGGAGGAUGGUCAGUGGAAAGAGGAUCAGAAGCUGGAAGCCCACAGUGACUGGGUCCGAGAUGUUGCCUGGGCCCCCUCUAUCGGCCUGCCGACAAGCACCAUUGCCAGCUGCUCCCAGGAUGGUCGAGUGUUCAUCUGGACCUGCGAUGAUGCUUCUGGAAACACAUGGUCUCCCAGAUUACUGCACAAGUUCAAUGAUGUUGUGUGGCAUGUAAGCUGGUCUAUCACUGCCAACAUCCUAGCUGUUUCAGGAGGAGACAACAAAGUUACUCUGUGGAAGGAAUCAGUUGAUGGACAGUGGAUGUGUAUCAGUGAUGUCAACAAAGGCCAAGGUUCAGUGUCUGCAAUCACAGAAGGCCAACAAAAUGAGCAGUGACCACAUCAGUGCCAGCAGGGCAGACCCACCGAGGAAUCAGCCAGCCAUGGAGCUGGAGGACAGCUGUCUGCGGCCAGGACCUCUGGAACUGCUACAUCUGGGUCAGCUGAUGAACAGGUUUUUCCCAAACUGGGAAGGGAAAUGAGAUGAUUCCGAAUUCAAUAAGAUCACGUGUUCCUACAAAUAGAUGCAACCACAGUAUUGAUCAUCUGCCUUAAAAUGAUUCGAUAUGGUCUCUAAGUUAACCUGACUGGUUCAGAACGUUUAGAGUUUAAGAAAAAUUAUUACAAAUGGUCUUCAAAGUUGUUCAUUUUAAGAUAUUUUUUUUAGCCGCUACUUUUGUGUACCCCUUGAAUUUGGGGUUUGUGUUGGGGGUGGGGUUGUUUUCAAAAUAAUUGAAUAAAGUCAAUAAUUCUUUA
This is a messenger RNA of Vombatus ursinus (common wombat), 1438 nucleotides long. RefSeq names its product protein SEC13 homolog. Gene Ontology annotation, cellular component: nuclear pore outer ring; COPII vesicle coat. The transcript has 9 exons. The record is from RefSeq and is a predicted model, not a curated record. Bases 54 to 1019 code for a protein of 321 amino acids. Lineage: Eukaryota; Metazoa; Chordata; Mammalia; Diprotodontia; Vombatidae. Gene Ontology annotation, biological process: positive regulation of TOR signaling; protein import into nucleus; COPII-coated vesicle budding. Gene Ontology annotation, molecular function: structural molecule activity; protein binding.